AUGGAUGGUAUGGGAAAAAGAUUACAACAGCUAGAGGAAAGCCAGUCAAGUCAGCAGCAUGACUAUAAAAAUGCGGAGCUAAGUCGAUCGGAAGACUCAAAACUUCCAGAGUUAGAAGGAGACGUUGGGAAACUCCAAAAAACCCAUAACACAGUUGGUUUAUAUACAGCUGCAGAUGAAAGCCAAGAAUCAAAAGAUAUAUUUGCAAUCCUUACUACUCUAUCUUUACAGAUGGAUGGUAUGGGAAAAAGAUUACAACAGCUAGAGGAAAGCCAGUCAAGUCAGCAGCAUGACUAUAAAAAUGCGGAGCUAAGUCGAUCGGAAGACUCAAAACUUCCAGAGUUAGAAGGAGACGUUGGGAAACUCCAAAAAACCCAUAACACAGUUGGUUUAUAUACAGCUGCAGGUACAAGUAAACAAGUUAACAAGAAGCCACAUAUCAAUGUCAAUUUAAACAACAUAUUUGAUAAACCAAUUACUCCGAAAAGGCCAAAAGAAACAAUAGUUACAACACCACAAACCUCAACCUAUGCCAACAACCUACACCAAAAUAAGAAAAUAUACAACCAUAUUACUCAGACCUAUAUAGAGAAUAUAUACAAAAUUCAAACAUUCCUAAACCUGAACCCCAGAGCAACUACUACAACAGAUCCAACACAGGACUAUAUAACCCAAAAACUCCAAGGAUAUAAUAGGCUUAUUGCACAGCCAAAAACUAGAGCCAAUUUAGUAAAAACAUGUUACAAUUACGGAUUACUUAGCACGGUAUAUACCUAUGAUGGGGAAGAGAUAAGUGGAAUACCAGAGCUAUAUAAAGCAUUUAUUACAUUCAAAAGAAUUACAAAAGGAAAUUUAUUUUUUAUAAAAUUCUAUACAGCACCAGCUGAGAUACUAUACGAUGAGAUAAAACCUAUUAUACAAGUUGUAAAAAUAGGAUUGACACGAGAUAUGAUAAUACCAGAAGAAAUAGAACAACAACCAGAAAUACCAAAAAUCGAGAUACCACGCUUUUAUGCCAACAAAAGAAUAAUUGGGAUAACAACUAUUAUCCAAGAGCUAGCCAACAAUUAUUUACAAGAAAAUGCUAUCUGGAGCUACUACUCAAGAGGCCAACUAAUGAUAUUUGCAAAUUCAAGAGAACUACGACAAGGAGAUAUGGAUGAAGUCCAAAAAUGGAUUUUAUCAGUACUAAAACCAGAGAUACAACCAACUACAAGAGCACUAAAGAAAGGAUUUAUUUCCAAUGAAUUAUUGACAAGAUACUGCAAAUUAGUAGGACACAAAUACCCAGAUCAUAUAUGUUCAAAAUGCGACGGAGAAGAUAACGAUGUACCAGAAGUACAACUGGAAUGA
This is a messenger RNA of Nicotiana tabacum (common tobacco), 1353 nucleotides long. The record is from RefSeq and is a predicted model, not a curated record. NCBI's taxonomy places the organism in Eukaryota, Viridiplantae, Streptophyta, Magnoliopsida, Solanales, Solanaceae.